AUGAGUUUCACUCGCCCCAGGCAAUGCAUGAUUUCUUGGUUCAGUCAAUCAACUAUUCAAGGUGGUCUAUUGGUUCUCCCCCAAGGCUUCUCUAACGUUGGCAGCAAUGGCCAGAUACAGUGUCCAUCAGUCAGCCACCGCUCCAGGAUUACCAAGGCCCGCCUCUCCUCGCAUUUCUUAACCCAGCAGAUUGCCUGA
This is a messenger RNA of Puccinia triticina, 198 nucleotides long. RefSeq lists its product as uncharacterized. The record is from RefSeq and is a predicted model, not a curated record. The coding region runs from base 1 to 198 and encodes 65 amino acids. Lineage: Eukaryota; Fungi; Basidiomycota; Pucciniomycetes; Pucciniales; Pucciniaceae. The transcript has 2 exons.